Scleropages formosus (Asian bonytongue) is the source of this 2498-nucleotide messenger RNA. RefSeq names its product DEK proto-oncogene (gene dek). Gene Ontology annotation, molecular function: histone binding; DNA binding. The transcript is spliced from 13 exons. Lineage: Eukaryota; Metazoa; Chordata; Actinopteri; Osteoglossiformes; Osteoglossidae. Gene Ontology annotation, cellular component: nucleus. The coding region runs from base 134 to 1495 and encodes 453 amino acids. Gene Ontology annotation, biological process: chromatin organization; regulation of double-strand break repair. The record is from RefSeq and is a predicted model, not a curated record.
GACGUCCCGCCCACUUUCCAAACCGCCAUUUUGAAAGUGUCCGAAAUAAACGAGCUUUGGAGUGCGUGCAUGGUGAGUCUACACUACUCGUCGUGUAGAGUGGGACUCGAAUCAUCAAAAACCGCCAGGAGCCAUGUCAGGGGAACUCGCAGAGGAGCUGCUACACACUGGGGAUGCAAAGGAGAAGUCUGUAGAGCCGCAGGGGGCCCCUGCACCGGUUGUCUUGGAAGGUGGUGGUGAAGGAGGUCCAGGGAACAGUCCCGAAUGCCAGGAGCUUCAUCAAAAACCUGAAAUAAUUGAAGGAAAAAGGGAGAAAAAGUCGGUGCAGAGACUGGAUCUGCAGAUCGGUAAACCAACAGAACCUGUCAAGAUAGAGGAGGGCAGAGGAACAAAGCUUGGAGACAUUGAACAGGUGGCGUACUACAUUGGAAGAAUGAAGGCAGAUGAGCUGAAGCCCCUUCACAAGAUUUUAUUUAAUCGGCCAGGAGCAGCAGCCUCACUGAAGAAGAACAUCCGGCAGUUCAGCGGCUUCACAUUUGACGUGAACAGCGAUGGCUAUAACAAGAAGAGAGAGGUGGUGAAAAGGCACACAAUGGCUGGGCUGAAAAGCAUCUGUAAAAUCUUGGAUCUGGAGACCAGUGGCAAUCACAGUGUGAGAGUUGACAGAAUUAUGAAUUUUCUCCUGAACCCAAAGACAAGAGAGCGGCCACUGCCAAAGAAGCGGAAGAGAACAACCAGCAGCAAGUCCAAAGCGAUUGUUGAUUCAAGCAGCGAUGAUGAGGAUGGGAACCAUGACAAGACCCCAAAGAGUCGAGAGACCAUAGAUGACGAUGAUAGCUCUUCUGAUGACAACGAUCGAAAAGGUGAAUUGGACUUUGAAAAGUUGGAUGAAGAGGAUGUAACUGAUAAGGAUCCCCAGCGGAAGAAAACGAAGGCAUUACCUGCUAAGAAAUUUGCAGCAAAGAAGCAGCCAGCGGCAAAGAAAAAGCCAGCGAGUCGUAAGCACCCUACUACAAAAAAGAAGAUGGAGAGCAUCAAGGCUGUAACCAUGAAGCAGAAGGCAAAGGCCAAGGUCACAAAAGCAGCUGAAGAGGAAGUUUCAGACAUGUCUGAACUAUCAGCAUCAGACAACGACAGCGACCACUCGGAGUCAUCAAAAGGAGGGAGGAAGAGACCAGCGACGACCCCAGCGAAGCCAACCGCCAAAACCAAAAAGGCAGACAGCAGUAGCAGCAGCAGUAAAAUGACGAGCAACAAAAGUAAAGGGUCAGAUGUAGAGGACAGCUCCGAUGAAGAGCCCCUGAUCAAACUUCUGAAGAAACCACCAACGGAUGAACAGUUGAGGGAUACGAUCAACAAGCUGCUGAAAGAGGCCAACCUGGAAGAGGUCACCAUGAAACACAUGUACAAGAAGGUGUUUGAAACCUAUCCUGAGUACGACCUCACAAGCAGGAAACCUUUCAUCAAGGAGACCGUGAAAAAGUUUAUCUCCUGAAAAAGCUUGCCAUCAGACGUAAGUUGUGGAUUUUCUGAAAGGCUCGAGAAUGAUUUUCAUACUGGCGGUGGCAGAAAUGCGUAUGUACUUAAUUAUGAUUUUUUUUCUCAGUUUUUAAUCUUUCUUCACUGUGUCUUAAGUAUUUUUUUUUUGUUUAAAAUCAUUUUAUAUUUGCUUCUUUGUAUAUUAAUGACAAGAGGCCUUGUUUUUACUUUUUGCUUAAAGAGGGUGUUGUACAGUGAAAUAACGGGCUGUGAAUAAAUAGCUGUUUUGAGUAAAUUCAGAUGUAUCUUCUCAGUUUCUUUCAGUAUGUCUUGAAUUCUUUAACCUAAUUAUGUAAUGACAACUUCCUUUUGUCAAAUGAUAUUGUUAAAAUUAUUUAAUUCCUCUUGAUCUAUGAAUUGUCCUUUUGCUAAUGAAUUCCAGCUGCUGAAUUGUAUUGGAUAAGCUAUGUGUGUGUCUGUUACAGAUUAUAAUGGAUUUCAUAAGCAUUUUUCCCCUCCAUGAUACUUUGUUUGAAAGAAGGUAACAGUGAAGCAGCUAUCCACAUGUCAUAGUUGAACACUCUGGGAAUGCUUUACUUGUCGAAGUAUUGUUUACUUUUGAAUAGCUUUUACUUUUUUAAUAUGGUUUUAUUGAUAUAACUUGUCAACGUUUUAUUGAUGUAACUUGUCAAAACCCUACCUAAAACAUGGAUAGUUUUUUUCGGGUGGGGAAUCACUGUCAGCAUUGAUAAAAUUGUCCAUCUGUCUUAUUUUUAUUAAAUAUUUUAGCCACCAUCAACAGCAGUGUUGCUGGGUGGACAAGCUCUAUGAUGUUGACAUCUUAGUCGUCUCAAUCCAUUUUUACCUCGGCAGGUGACACCUGGAGAGGUGAUGUCAUACAUUUACCACACUCCCAGGAGCAAGAAGAUGAGCUCUGUAUAUUCAGGACAAAUGGCUUAAAUUCAGCUCUGAACAUUUAUUUGAAAGGGUCCUUUUUUCAUUUAAAUUUUUCAUUGUCU